Esox lucius (northern pike) is the source of this 4675-nucleotide messenger RNA. RefSeq names its product acid-sensing ion channel 1. The record is from RefSeq and is a predicted model, not a curated record. Gene Ontology annotation, cellular component: membrane. The transcript has 11 exons. The coding region runs from base 820 to 2370 and encodes 516 amino acids. NCBI's taxonomy places the organism in Eukaryota, Metazoa, Chordata, Actinopteri, Esociformes, Esocidae. Gene Ontology annotation, biological process: sodium ion transmembrane transport.
AAAAACGCUCACGCGUCACGAACAACCAAUCCAGCCACGAAGCCCCAAGUCCGGAGGAGCAUCUUCAGGCUCGGACCUCUCCCCUGCGGAUAGAACCGCCGUUCUGCCAACAGACUGAUGCAACGUAACGACGGAUACGAACUAUUCUUCAACCGGGAGCUGGAGCUGGACAGUCAACACGGACGAGACAAGUUUCACUCACUCGUCUUGAAUUCACGAACGUGCAUUUCUCCUUUGUCAGUAACAAUACAUAUGCGGCCGACGCUGGAAUGACAGAACGUGGUCCUUAUUUUUCACAGCUGUAUUGCCUCUCACGUUUUUGAAAUUGAUCAGUGUCGUACACUGAAGUGGCAUUUUCUUACGGAAAAUAUCAACAUUUUGAUGACUCAUAGUAGUGUCUUGAAUUAGUAGUUUUAUUUAAGACUCUUUCUGAGAAUUUAUGCGCGCCUGACUUCGAGGAGGGAAACACUGGUUCGUUUUUGCAUCCCACAUUUUCAACGAUGAUAACCUUUCGCUGGUUUUCCGCACGUUCCGGUGGCUAGUGGUGAAAUAGCUUUUACUUGCUGAUGACAGGGUGUAUUGGAGAUGCCACAGGUGUAUGGUAUGGUUUUAAUAUAAACAGAUAUCUAUGUAUUUUAUAGAAUGAACUAUCGAAAUAUGGGUGACUGCAUUAUUUCCUUACGCGUUUUUUUUUAUCAGCUUGGAGAGGUGGUUGAAUAAAUAUAACAUAGUGUAAGUCAUUUAAUUGCCUUUCUCAACCGCAUCAAUUGAAAUGUCUCUCUUGAUUCUGCAUAGCUAUUAACCCAGACUGUAAUCAUAAUGGACCUUAAAGUAGAUUCUGAAGAAAUGGACUGCAACCAGCCACCCACGAUUGAGGAUUUUGCACACAACUCAACGCUGCACGGCAUUUCGCACAUCUUCCCCUACGAGCGAGGUUGGAUCAAGCGCUGUCUAUGGGUCGUGUUCUUCCUGGGCUCAUUGACUUUCUUACUGUUUGUGUGCGUGGACCGAAUACACUUCUACCUGGAGUAUCAGCAUGUCACCCAACUGGAUGAAAUCUCGACACCGGCAAUGGUGUUCCCCGCGGUCACGUUCUGCAACCUCAACUCGUUCCGAUUCAGUCGCGUGACGCGCAAUGACCUGUAUCACGCAGGGGAGCUUCUCGCGCUGCUCAACCAGAGGUAUGAGAUCCGCGACAUUCAUCUAGUGGAGGAUAAUGUUCUUGAGGCUCUGAAAAUUAAAGCUGACUUCCACAACUUCAAGCCUCGCCCAUUCAACAUGCGUGAGUUCUACGACCGCACUGGACAUGACAUAAAGGACAUGCUGCUGGCUUGUCACUUCCGGGGGACAGAAUGCAGACCUGAGGACUUCCAAGUAGUGUUUACUCGUUAUGGGAAGUGUUACACAUUUAACGCUGGGAAUGAGGGCCACACCCCUCUCAUCACCACCAAGGGUGGAAUGGGAAAUGGACUGGAGCUCAUGUUGGACAUUCAACAGGAUGAGUACCUCCCUGUGUGGGGAGAGACAGAUGAGACAUCAUUUGAAGCAGGGAUCAAAGUUCAGAUCCACAGUCAGGAAGAACCAUCCUUCAUUGACCAGCUGGGCUUCGGCGUGGCACCUGGUUUUCAGACCUUUGUCUCCUGCCAAGAACAAAGGCUGAUAUAUUUGCCCCCACCAUGGGGGGACUGUAAGGUGACACCGAUGGACUCUGAGUUCUUUGAGUCGUACGGGAUCUCGGCCUGCCGCAUCGACUGUGAGACGCGCUACCUGGUGGAGAACUGUAACUGCCGCAUGGUGCAUAUGCCUGGAGACGCCCCGUACUGCACCCCCGAGCUGUAUAAAGAGUGUGCUGAUCCGGCUCUCGACUUCCUGGUGGAGAGAGACAAUGACUUCUGUGUAUGUGAGAUGCCAUGCAACAUGACCAGAUAUAGUAAGGAGCUGUCCUUUGUCAAGAUCCCCAGCAAAGCCUCUGCCAAGUAUCUGGCUAAAAAGUACAACAAGUCAGAGCAGUACAUCGCGGAAAAUAUACUCGUUCUGGACAUCUUCUUUGAGGCUCUAAACUAUGAGACAAUUGAACAGAAGAAAGCCUACGAAGUGGCAGGACUCUUAGGCGAUAUUGGUGGUCAUAUGGGUCUUUUCAUUGGAGCCAGUAUCCUUACUAUCCUGGAGCUCUUUGACUACAUCUAUGAGGUGAUAAAGUACAAGCUUUGUCGAUGCUCAGAUAAGAAACACAAGCACAGCAACAACACGGACCAGGGAGCUGUUCUGAGCCUGGAUGAUGUGAAAUGUCAUUCUCUACAUGACCAUGCUCAUGCACCACCUCCAUACUCUGCCAAUAUGCUACCUCAUCACACAGGACGGAGCAACUAAGAGGACUUCAACUGCUGAGGCAAUCAGAACACAAGGGAGUAAGGAGGUUUUUCAAUUUGUUUCACAAGUGGACAGAUUUCAGAGUAUAAAGGUUAGCGAAUCUUGAUGAUGGGGAAUAUGUUACCCUUCAGUAGCACUUCACUGGUGCCAGAGUGGUGAUAGCCACAAAGCCAAACUACUGACCAGGCAUGCAGGGCAUGUGCUCCGGGGUGUGCAGCCUCCAGGGGGGCCCUCAACCCCAACAUUAUAAUUAUUAUUUAUUCAUUUUGUUGGGGUCUCUUUGAAGAUCAGGGAUCCCAAGUAUGUGUAGCUGUAGCCUGAUAUGGAAGCUUAAGUAAAAGCAAGUGGGUGUGUCAAAAAUUGAAUUGAAUCAUACAAAUUAGCAGAUUUGUGGUCAAACGAGACUGUUUUAUGACACUGAUUUGGCUUUUCAACAAGUUUUAAAAGUCGAUUACGUAUGUAGUUGUAAUUAGGCACAUUUGUUCAAGAAGCCUAAAUGAGUCGCUGAAGCCUACGGAGCAUGUGCUACUACUCAAAACUAUAUAUUGUCAUAGAAAAAUGUCUGCUUUAGAUACCAUGAUACAGAUUCCUGGCAACAUGCAUCUCAGGUAGGCAGGCCCAUCGAUAUCUCUGUAUGCAACCCUGGUGCUCUGGUUGCUAUUUCAACCAGUGGAUACAGUGUGAUACAAUACAAGCAUGCAAACAUGUGAGUACACCUCCACUACACUCAGGUUAACUGGUGUUUUAUUGAGGAUAGAAGCCAGCAAACCCUUUUGACUUCUUUCAACACCCACCACUCUAGCUCUCAUAUUGGGUUGCAACUACCCCAAUGUUCCAAAUAUAGCAUAUAAUAGCAAAAUAUGUGUUUUUAAACCUUCUGAAUUUGCUCUUAGCCUCAUGAGGAAUUGUUUAGAAUAGGACUAUAAAACAAUAUUUUUUUCUCCUAUUGAAAUCUACAACAUCUCCGGGCCGCAAAUGCUGUAGUCUGACAGGACAUGAUAAUAAUGACUGCAGCCCUCAAUGUCAUGAAGUGGCAGUAUGGAUCCAUGAACAAAAUGUUAUUAAUGUAUUGUCAUCUGAAAAGUAAAUUCACUGGGCUGUGUAUAGUAUGUUUAUAUACAGGGUACGCUGGCAACCAUCAAUAUUCACCCCUUGGAUUAAAAGAAAAUUGCCUUACGUAGUGGACUAAAAUGUAUUUUAUUCUAAUUGUUUAAUUUCAAAGUGGUUCUAUAUUAAUUACAAAUAAAACACUGAUAAUACAUGUUCGAAACACCAAUGACACCUCUAAUUACAUUUAAACAAAACAAAAAAAUAUUUAAAUAUAUUUCCCACAUAGUCAUUAUUUUUAUUUAUUUUAUACAAAUUCAAAGGGGUGAAUAAUUAGAUCCACUGUAGCACCCUGGUCUUAAUGAUUAUAGCUUUGAAUGUGUGAUGGUGGGUAAUAUAUUCUGUUUGGCUUGUUGCUAUUUGGUUAAGUGUGUGAUGAGAUCCUCAAGUUUCCCCAUUGGGUUGCAUGAACAUGUGUCAUUAUAAAUGUGUGUGAUCUGUAAACCGUAUAUUGGCAUGUUUGUCUGUGUUACAUCUUUUGUCUGAUGUCUUUAUAGCUUUGUUUGUGUGCAUGUCCUUGUGUGUGUGUGUGUGUGUGUGUGUGUGAUACUUCAGCAGUAGCCUAAUACACUUUCUCAAGUUGAUGAAUUGCACUACAGUCAUGAAAUUGGCUACUAAAAGUGGUUUAAUGCCUCGGUCCAACUGGCCAAACUAUUUGUUAAGGUUGCGUUUUCAUACUGUAUUUUCAAGUUAAUAUGCACAAUUCUAGUCAUAAUUUUUUUUUUUUAAAUAACACUGAGAAUUCAAAAUAGUAAUUUUCUUAUGGAAGACACCUGUUUGGUGUUUGUAACAUUGCCUGAUUCCCCAGAAUUAACCAAUUGGACCACUGUUACUAGAAUAUAUUUUGGUAUAAACCUUUGGAGAUAUGAACACCUCUAUUAAUCAAUUUUUUACCACUCAUGCCUCAUUUAGCCACGCUAGAUGUGUUUCUCAUAGGAAAAGGCGAGUUAUGAUGGUGUGUAACUGUGUAGUGUUAUUCUCAAGCACAACAGUACCAUAAACAUGUACAUUAAAUGUAAAUAAAAUACUGAAAGGAAGGACUAUGAAUAAUGUUUUGAUGUUAAUUACAUAGUCUUGCCUAUUGUUGUUGAUGUAAUUAAUGCAGCUGCAAAUGUCUUUGUGAAGUUCAUUUUGGUUUUCUAUGAAUAUGCCUACCAGUUUAAAUGUUUCAAACGUUUUAUUUAUCUAAAAAGCAACA